Molecule: messenger RNA, 528 nt
Organism: Hermetia illucens (black soldier fly)
Lineage: Eukaryota; Metazoa; Arthropoda; Insecta; Diptera; Stratiomyidae
Exons: 1
Coding region: 1-528 (175 amino acids)
Biological process (GO): DNA repair; telomere maintenance
Molecular function (GO): DNA helicase activity
Source: RefSeq, a predicted model, not a curated record
AUGAUUUUACUGACUGGCGAUUUCCGCCAAACACUGCCAGUAAUUCUAAAGUCAACGGCUGCCGACGAAAUAAACGCUUGCCUCAAAUCAUCGAAUCUAUGGCGCUAUGUGAAGAAACUUCAACUGACAACAAACAUGAGAGUUACAUUGCCUAAUGAUACCUCUCCUGAAGAUUUCUCUGAGCAAUUACUGACUAUCGGUAAUGGUCGAGUACCUGUCGACGAAUCAAGCGAAUUGAUUUCAUUUCCUCAGAAUUUCUGUAACUUUGUCUCAUCGAAAGACGAACUUAUCAACAAAGUAUUCCCAAACAUCAUUACUAACUACAAAAAUAUUGAAUGGUUGAGUGAGCGAGCAAUUUUAGCGGCUACGAAUAAAGAUGUAGAUGCCCUAAACUACAUAAUUCAGAAUGAAUCUGGAAAAUCAAUAUUCAUUUACAUGUGGCAUGUUCACGGGUCGGAAGACUAUAUGCGUUGUUUGUUCUUGCGCCUGAUGAAAAACAAAAAAUUUCGUGUAUCACAGGGUGCUUAA